Messenger RNA from Nipponia nippon (crested ibis), 1438 nucleotides. The record is from RefSeq and is a predicted model, not a curated record. Lineage: Eukaryota; Metazoa; Chordata; Aves; Pelecaniformes; Threskiornithidae.
AUGGCGCACAUAUUAAAGACACUCAACAGCUGGUUCUGGUGGGAGAAUAUCUGGAUGCCUAUCAAUGUCACGUGGGCUCAUUUUGUAGACCGUGAUGGACUUGUCUUUCCAAAACCACAUCAGUUAUAUGCCACAAUACCAUAUGCUCUUGUAUUGCUGAUUAUCCGAUUCUUCAGUGAAAGAUAUGUUGCUAUACCUCUAGCAAAAGCCUUGGGUAUAAAGAAUGUAAGACGUGUGAAGCCACAGCCUAAUCCUGUUUUAGAGAGUUAUUUCCGGGAGUGCUCAAAACAUCCAUCCCACUCAGAGAUUCAAGGCCUUGCCAAAAAGUGCAACUGUACGGUCCGUUUGGUGGAGAAAUGGUUUAGGAGACGGCGAAACCUUGAGAUCCCAACAGUGCUUCGGAAAUUCCAGGAAGCUUUCUGGCGAUUUUCAUUCUAUCUUACAUCCUCCAUCGUUGGAUUUAUAUUUCUGUACGAUAAACCUUGGUUUUACGACAUAUGGCAGACGUGGGUUGGCUAUCCGUUUCAGACUCUGCUGCCAUCCCAAUAUUGGUACUACAUGGCUGAGAUUAGUUUUUACUGGUCUCUCUUAUUUACACUUGGGAUUGACAACAAAAGGAAGGAUUUUCUGGCUCAUGUCAUUCAUCACUUGGCAGCCAUUGGGUUGAUGAGUGGCUCUUGGUGUGGCAAUUAUGUGCGUCUUGGAACGCUGGUGAUGUUUGUGCACGAUACUGCAGAUUUUUGGCUCGAGGCAGCCAAAAUGUUUAAUUAUGCUCACUGGGAGAAAACCUGCAACAUGCUCUUUAUCAUCUUUUCUAUCGCAUUCUUCAUCACGAGAAUCAUCCUGUUCCCCUUCUGGAUUCUUCGUGCCACAUUGUAUCAGCCUACAUACUACUCCACGACUCCUGUCAUAGCGUAUUUUUUAUUCAAUGGGCUGCUAUUGAUCCUUCAAGGCUUGCAUUUGUAUUGGGGUUACUUAAUUUUCAAGAUUUUGAGAAGGUUCAUUUUCUUAAAGGAUUUGAAAGAUGACCGGAGUGAUGAAGAGGAGGAAGAUUCUGUUACAGAUAACGAAGAGGAGCCCACAAAGAAUGGCAACAAGAAUGGCUGUGGGUCAAGCAAACAUCUCCUAAACAGCAGUCACCACUAGCCCCCUCCUGCCUCACCUCCUGCAGUGAUUUCUGCUCUGUUUUUUAACUCAACCUACAGGAUAGAAUUUAAGUCAAAAGGCUUAUGAGAGACUGUGAUUGAUUUAUUGUUGGCUACUGGACCUGGAAAAAAGCCCAGUUUAGAGGGGAGGGAAAAAUUGCAUAACAUGACAAAACGUGUUAAUGACCCACUUUCUGAAUCGUUGCUAAGUGUUUGGAAAGACGUUUGGACACACUGACUGUCAGUGCUCAACAAGGUCAAAGCUCAAGAGCGUCCGAUCAUUUACUGUCCCG